AUGGCUCGAUUUGAAAAAGAUUUCCGUCAAUUAUCUCGUCAAAUAGAUUCAUUAUCCAGUGGUCAAGCUCGUGCGAGCUACGAAAAUAUUUUCAAUAAUUCUCCGUCAUUAUUGCGUGCUUCUAUUUCAUCUGAUUCUUCAUCAGAUUCCAAUGAUUCUACUCCAUCACAAGCAUUCUAUAUUGAAAUAACACCCCGUGAUGGUCCGUAUGCUAAUGGUUCAUUUAUCUUUCGUAUUGAAGUUUGUCCCGACGGUGACUAUCCUGAUGCUCAGCCAAUUGUGUCCUGUUUAACACGUAUAUAUCAUCCAAACAUUGAUACAACAUAUGGAAACUGUUGUAAUAAUGUAUGUGUAUCCACUUUAAAUGAUUGGGACGGUGGAGCUAAUUCAACAUUUGAAGAUCUUUUACAAGGUCUGAUGUUUCUUUUUUAUUCGCCAAAUCCCGAUGAUCCAUUGACAUCAAAUAUUGCAACAGAUGAAAAAGAAUUUCUAGCCAAUGUUCGCAUCGCGAUUGAAGGUGGUACACUUGAGGAUUAUGAUAGUGCGCCAUUCGAAAUAAACUAUGGGUAUAAAAAUUAUUUAAAACAACAAGAAACACAAUAUAUAGAAGAAGGAGAAAAAAUCGACGAAGGUUUAGUUAGCAUUCUAACACGAGAACCAAAUUUUAAACAAUUGUUUACGGCUGAUACAUUAGAAUUUCUUAUGAACAAUCAAUCAGCAUCAGCAUUUUCUCAUUCGACAAGACAUAAUAAAGAAGCUCCGACUAGUUCAUGA
This is a messenger RNA of Rotaria socialis, 774 nucleotides long. Lineage: Eukaryota; Metazoa; Rotifera; Eurotatoria; Philodinida; Philodinidae. The record is from the annotation of a GenBank genome assembly.